CAUUUAAUACAGGUAACCACUGGAUUCUGUUAGUGCUGGAUAUAGGUAAGAAGUGCAUACGUGUGUAUGAUUCUAUCGUUCGUCGGGAACAAACAAACAUACACCUUCACCAUUACCUCCCGAGCAUGCAAAUGUAUUUACCUAGACUGAUGGAUAAGCUAGGAGUGUACAAUGAGAGAACUGAGGGGCCUAUCAGGGAUGACUUCUUGCAGAUACAUAUGGUGAAAGAAUGCCCACAACAAAAUGAUAGUGACAGUUGUGGGAUGUUUGUGUUGAAGAUGGCUGAGUAUCUAAUGAUGGGCAAAGAUGUGGAGUACGUGAGGCCUGAAGAUAUUAAUGCUUACCGCAGCAAGAUGACGACAGAGCUACUCAC
Molecule: messenger RNA, 373 nt
Organism: Cuscuta epithymum
Lineage: Eukaryota; Viridiplantae; Streptophyta; Magnoliopsida; Solanales; Convolvulaceae
Source: the annotation of a GenBank genome assembly